AUGCCACUUUCAUAUCUUUCCAAUGUCAUUCAUCCUCCCUCUGGUUCUUCAGAACAACCACCAGAACAUCGUAAUAUCUAUUUUUUACAACGUAGAUGGGCUAAUUCUUAUGCUGGAUGCAAAUAUCUAGCAUUGGGUUUGAACAUGAUUUAUAUCAUCCGUACUUUUAAUAGUUUGCAUGAAUCUGGUACGGCAGCUGUCAACGCAGGUCGUCAUGGAAAACAAACGCCAUUGAUGAUUCAAGCCAUCUUUCAACUUUUUAUAUAUGCACUUAUGUUGAUCUGUCUUAUCAUGGAUAUUGUUGUCAUUAGUACACGUAAAUUAUCCAUAGCUGAUUGGUUUUGGCGACCAGGUAUUAUUUAUUUUGUACUUGCUACGAGUGACCAAAGCAUCCGUUUAUUAAACUAUUUGACAACUACACAAUAUUCAUUUGAGAUAUGUCAAGAAGAACUAGGACCAUUUAUUCCUCUUCCACUUGCCAUCCAUAUAUGUGAAUUAAGAAUCCAGCUAAAUUGUAUUACAGGAGGUUUACGUCUUUGUCGAGAUAUCUUGAUUGGGUGCGUCUAUGUUUUCUCUGUUCAUUAUUAUGUGACUCAUCUUAUCAGUGAACUAAAACUUCAAGAGAAUGAGGCAGUAUCAAUGAAUAAUGUGACAACAUAUCAUCAUGAUUUACAAACCACCAAUCAAUCUAGAAAUUCCAAUGAAGUACCAAUGACAGAACCUUUUGUUGUAGGAGGUAGAUUACCAUGA
Messenger RNA from Halteromyces radiatus, 750 nucleotides. RefSeq lists its product as uncharacterized. Lineage: Eukaryota; Fungi; Mucoromycota; Mucoromycetes; Mucorales; Cunninghamellaceae. The coding region runs from base 1 to 750 and encodes 249 amino acids. The record is from RefSeq and is a predicted model, not a curated record. The transcript is spliced from 5 exons.